Paraglomus brasilianum is the source of this 1389-nucleotide messenger RNA. Lineage: Eukaryota; Fungi; Glomeromycota; Glomeromycetes; Paraglomerales; Paraglomeraceae. The record is from the annotation of a GenBank genome assembly.
AUGGCAUACUCUGGGAGAGAGGCAACGCCCGGCACGCUGUCGGCCUUUCUUUCACUGUUCAUGAUAUUCGUGGCAUGCAUCAGUGUCCCCGCCAUUAAGAGUGUACAAUUUGUAAAAAUAGACGGCAACAACAACAGUACUGACUUUGUACUAGUUGGACUUUGGGGAUAUUGCGCUCAGGGUAACAAUGGGCGGAAUUUUGCAUGUUCCAAUUCUGCGCUGGGAUUUCUAUUCAAUGAAACAACAAUACUGACCAAAGAUGGUGUCAAUGUUACGGGAGCGACUUUAAAAGUCUCUUCACAUGCAUCUGGAUAUGCGUCGUUGGUUCAUUUUCCAGCAAUGAUUAUGGCAUUUCUCACAACAGCAAUUGGAGCAUGUGGUCACUUUAGGGAUAAAAGGAACGGAGGCUAUCUACGAAUAGCCUUUCGCACUGCCAUAGCGGCAGCAGUAGUAGUGCUCUUCGCCAUGGUUACUGACUACUUGACCUAUCGCAAUGUAGUCCAGAAUGUUGCCGAGAAUUUUGGGAAUCAAUUCACUGCCAAAUACUCUAACGGCCUCUACAUGAUGGUUGCAAGCGUUAUUUUUAUGGUAAUAGCAAUCAUUGCAUUCUACGUAGGUCAUCGUGUGAAUGCACAUAUUAGACAACAGAAAUUAGAUCUCUUGCAUAACAAAGAGAUGAGCGGCGAAGCGUAUGAGGAACGUAGACGUGAAGAAGAGUAUAAGGCCAAGCUAGCUUUUGCAAGUAAACCGGUGGAGCAGUACGCUGUGUAUGAGGAAGUAGUUGAAGAGCCAGUUCAACAUCGGAAGCAGACUUUACCUUUUGAACAAGGCUAUAAUUCAUCUAGCCGAUCUCUUCCGCCAGAGACGUAUCCAUUGAUGCCUAUACAAACUCAAGGAAUGGGGAAUCGUGCGAAUGACAAUAGAUAUCAAACACCACCGUUGCCACAGUCAACAAACACAUCACCGAUAACACCUAAUGGAUAUGGAUAUCCACAACAGUUAGCACAACCAGGACUGAACCAACCGCCAUAUCCGCCUCUCUCGCGAACUCCAUCUCCAGCGAGACAACCAUCUCCAGCGAGACAGCCAUCUCCAGUGAGACAACCAUCUCCCGCAAGACAACCGUCUCCGUCGCCAUCUGGUAGUUAUUAUCCCCCUUCUCCAUCGAGUCAUUACCCUCCUUCCCCGUCAUCAACUACCCCACGUUAUAAUCCAUCUGGAUUGUAUCCAUCUUCAGCAAAUUCUUAUCAACCUCCUCCCGAGCGGGAUUAUUAUCCUUCGUCAGCAACAGGAUAUCCAGUAGGAGAACCGCAACAUCUGCAACCACAACAGGGAUAUUAUCAGGAUCAUUUGAGAGGAAGAAGUGAGCCUAUUGCCGCAUGGCAUUAA